AUGGCGUCUUCUUCAUCAAAUGUUGUUGGUGUACACUACCGCGUGGGAAAGAAAAUCGGAGAGGGGUCAUUCGGUGUCUUAUUUGAGGGCACCAAUCUGCUGAACAAUCAGCAAGUCGCGAUUAAAUUCGAACCUAGAAAAAGUGAUGCACCACAGCUACGGGACGAGUACCGGACAUACAAGAUUCUUGUAGGGUGCCCCGGCGUUCCCAACGUCUACUAUUUUGGUCAAGAGGGUCUUCACAAUAUCCUCGUUAUCGACCUGCUAGGACCUAGUCUCGAAGAUCUGUUUGACCACUGCAAUAGGAGGUUCUCCAUCAAAACAGUAGUGAUGGUUGCAAAACAAAUGCUCUCACGCGUCCAAACCAUUCACGAAAAAAACCUCAUCUACCGCGACAUCAAGCCAGAUAACUUCUUGAUCGGUCGGCCGAACACCAAAGCAGCCAAUGUCAUUCAUGUCAUCGACUUUGGAAUGGCAAAACAAUACAGAGACCCAAAGACCAAACAGCAUAUUCCGUACAGAGAGCGCAAAUCGCUCUCGGGAACGGCAAGAUACAUGAGCAUAAACACACAUCUGGGAAGGGAGCAGUCACGAAGGGAUGAUUUGGAAGCUUUGGGACAUGUCUUCAUGUAUUUCUUGCGUGGGGGCCUACCUUGGCAAGGCCUGAAAGCUGCUACCAACAAGCAAAAGUACGAAAAAAUUGGAGAAAAGAAGCAGACUACGGCAAUUAAGGAUCUAUGUGAUGGCUUUCCAGAGGAAUUUAAUCACUAUCUCAGCUACGUCCGCAAUCUUGGUUUUGAGGAUACGCCAGACUACGACCACCUCCGAGAUCUCUUUACUCAAGCUGCUCGGAACGCACACGAACUCGAAGAUGGAGAGUAUGACUGGAUGAAACUGAACGGAGGCCGAGGUUGGGAAUCAAAGAGCUCCGGCGCAGGCAACCAUCACCACGCAGUCAACGCGGCUCCUGAGGCCUCGAACCGGGCAUUAGUUGGUGCUCCGGGAGUUCGCGGUGUUGAUGGCAGACCUUCAAAGUCCGAUGUACGUGGUGCAAUUUCGGCUGAUCGUUUAAACGCCGCGCAGCCCCCGCCCCCAGGCUCACCGGCGAAGCCCGGACAAGCAGCCCUGGGGAAGACAUCACGCGAUCGAGGAAACGUAUCCGGCGCGGGGGCGAAUCUGCCGAAGAGGAGUAGUGGACUUGCUGUACAGAUAAAUGCUACUACGCCAUCAACGAGCAUGCAGGCACAGAUGCAGACCAGUAAUCUAGAUUUGGCCUCACCAUCGAGGCCGAGUCCGGCGGCCGGAGCUCUGCAAAACAGUCAAGGACGUGCGGUGAAUGGACAGCAGCAAGAAGCGCAACCGACCUUCUUUCAGAAAUUUAUGAAGACUCUAUGUUGUGGUGCGUCGAGAUGA
Molecule: messenger RNA, 1413 nt
Organism: Endocarpon pusillum Z07020
Lineage: Eukaryota; Fungi; Ascomycota; Eurotiomycetes; Verrucariales; Verrucariaceae
Product: Casein kinase I
Exons: 5
Coding region: 1-1413 (470 amino acids)
Biological process (GO): endocytosis; signal transduction; peptidyl-serine phosphorylation
Cellular component (GO): nucleus; cytoplasm
Molecular function (GO): ATP binding; protein serine/threonine kinase activity
Source: RefSeq, a predicted model, not a curated record